AUGGCCGCACUGUUCUUCCCUGUGCAGCUGCUGGCAGUGGCUGUCACUGUUUACCUAGAGCUGGUGAGGUCUGCUCAAGGAGGUGCCUACUAUGGGAUCAAGCAGCUGCCACCUCAGGUGCCCCAGUACCAACCUCUUGGACAACAAGUACCUCACAUGCCACUGGGCAAAGAAGGCAUCCCGAUGCAGCACAUGGGCAAGGAGAUGCCCCACAUGCAGUAUGGAAAAGAAUACCCCCACCUGCCUCAGUACAUGAAGGAGGUCCCGCAGAUGCCCCUGCUCGGCAAGGAUAUGGCUCCCAAGAAAGAGAAAGAAAUGCCCAUGCGUGCUCUGAGGGGUGAGCAAGGUCCCCCCGGUGAGCCUGGACCAAGAGGACCUCCAGGGCCACCAGGAUUACCAGGUCAUGGUGUGCCAGGAGCCAAAGGAAAGCCAGGCCCACAAGGAUACCCGGGAAUUGGAAAGCCUGGUUUGCCAGGGAUGCCAGGAAAACCAGGGGUCAUGGGGCCCCCAGGGCCGAGAGGAGAGAUGGGGCCAAAGGGGGAGAUCGGGCCCAUGGGGAUACCUGGGCCACAAGGACCACCAGGGCCUCACGGGCUUCCCGGGAUAGGGAAAGCAGGUGCUCCAGGGCUGCAGGGACAGCCAGGGCCAAAGGGUGAGCCUGGGAUGAAGGGGCCACCGGGAAUCCCCGGGAUCCCGGGGCCCAAAGGGGAGAAGG
Molecule: messenger RNA, 715 nt
Organism: Acanthisitta chloris (rifleman)
Lineage: Eukaryota; Metazoa; Chordata; Aves; Passeriformes; Acanthisittidae
Product: collagen alpha-1(VIII) chain-like
Exons: 2
Source: RefSeq, a predicted model, not a curated record